Molecule: messenger RNA, 3793 nt
Organism: Gymnogyps californianus (California condor)
Lineage: Eukaryota; Metazoa; Chordata; Aves; Accipitriformes; Cathartidae
Gene: MAP3K14
Product: mitogen-activated protein kinase kinase kinase 14
Exons: 16
Coding region: 93-2924 (943 amino acids)
Biological process (GO): positive regulation of canonical NF-kappaB signal transduction; protein phosphorylation
Molecular function (GO): protein serine/threonine kinase activity; ATP binding
Source: RefSeq, a predicted model, not a curated record
UCUCCUCGGCUCCUGAGCUCCCCGGUUCCCUGCCUGCCGCGCCUGUCCCGGAGCACCCGCCGGAGAGAAGAGUGACUCACUGAACCUGUGAAAUGGCAGUGAUGGGAAUUACGUGCCAAGGAGCUCCUGAUCCAGCCGUCAAGCACAAGAAGGAGCUCACAGCUACCAAGGGGCUGAACGAGACAGUGAGUGAGAAGCAGAGCAGUGUUUGCAAAGUAGAAGAUUCAAAGAAGGUCAUCUUUCACAGUCAGUGGAAAAUCCUGAAUGAUGUAAUCACCAAAGGAACAGCAAAAGAAGAAACAGAAGGAGGCUGUGCAUCAAUUUCUAUUAUUGCCCAAGCAGAAUGUGAAAACAGUCAGGAAUUCAGCCCCACUUUAUCAGAGAGAUCCUUUAUUGCUCAUAGUAAGCGUUACAGCCGGUCAGACAGUCUUGAUCAAAUCCCUAACAAUGUGGCCCAUGCAACGGAGGGGAAGAUGGCACCUACCUGUUGGAAAGGGAGGCAUCGUGGUAAGACGAAAAAGAAACGUCACAAGAAAAGAUCCAAGCUGAAAAUACAAACAGUGGCUGCUGGCAGACGAGGUCCCAGAACUCCGGAACAAGAGAGCUGCACCCCAAUUCCCGUCCAGGAGGAUGAAUCACACCAAAAUAUUCUUUACAGAAACAAUUUUUGGGCUUCAGAAUUUAACAAGGACUUGGUCUAUGAUCCGCUGCCGUUUGAGAAACCUGAGAAAGUUCUGUCCAUGGGCAAACUCCAUUCACCAAGGAGCCAAUACAAAACAGAACUGCACAAGUUGAUAAGCCCUAUUCAGUGCCUUAAUCAUGUUUGGAAACGGCACUAUCAGAGGGACAGUGUUCCACAGCCUGAAACUCUCCAUCCUUUUCCCUACAACAUAGUACCCCCUCAUUUCCCACAUCUGGACAGUCCUCUCCAUGCCAUGAAACGUAAUGCUCUGGAGAUGUACUUCCAUGGUGAUCUCAACUAUCAAGACAGUGAGCAUCGCUUAUCUGGCCUAAACUUAGAAUAUAGUUUCCCCAAAUGUGUCAACCAGUCCGUGAAGACCAGUUCGGACAAGAUUUCUGUGGAAGAAUACUUGGUAGAUGCCUUGAAGGGGAGCGUGAGUCUCGGUGAACCACAAAAUUUAGCCAGCCUAGCCAAGACAUGGAGAGGAGGUGGUCUGGACCCGAAGGAACAGUUUCAUGAAGCAGAUGAAAAUGAAGGCGUGCUACUUAAUGAGAAACUAAAGCCGGUGGAUUAUGAGUACCGAGAAGAGGUUCAUUGGACCAAGUGUCACGGUUCUUUGGGCAUUGGCUCUUUUGGAGAAGUAUACAAAAUAGAGGACAAACAGACGGGAUUUCAGUGUGCUGCCAAAAAGGUACAAGUUGAACACUUCCGUGCAGAGGAGUUAACAACGUGUGCUGCAAUAACAAGUCCUAAAGUUGUCCCCUUGUACGGAGCUGUGAAGGAAGGACCUUGGGUGACCAUCUUCAUGAAGCUGAUGGAGGGUGGCUCACUAGGUCAGCUAAUUAAACAGAGUGGCUGCCUGCCAGAGGACAGAGCCCUCAGUUAUUUGGGCCAGGCAUUAGAGGGCUUGGAGUAUCUUCAUGCUCAAAACAUUCUCCAUGGAGAUGUAAAAGCGGAAAAUGUGCUCUUGUCUGAUGAUGGAAGCAGGGCUCUUCUGUGUGACUUUGGUCACUCUGCUCACCUUCAUCCAGAUGGCCUGGGAAAGUGCUUGGUCACAGGGAAUUAUGUGCCUGGCACGGAGACUCAUAUGGCUCCGGAGGUGGUCAUGGGAAAACGCUGUGACUCCAAAGUGGAUGUCUGGAGCAGUUGCUGUAUGAUGCUGCAUAUGCUUAAUGGGUGCCACCCUUGGACCCAGUAUUACAAUCACCCGCUCUGUCUAAAGAUAGCUAAAGAGCCACCUCCUCUCAGGGAAAUUCCACCUUCCUGCAACCCUCUCACGGCUGAGAUUAUUAAAAUGGGUCUGGAGAAAGAGCCUGUUCAGAGAGCAUCUGCGUCUGAACUGAAAACUAAGACCAGUGUCGCACUUGAAGAAGUGGGAGGUGUGACAAGCCCCUGGAAAGGCGAAUACAGAGAGCCUAGACAUUUAUCUUUGAACAAAGAAAACAAUCCACAGACGUCCCUGUCCCCCACAGUGAGCCCAGUUUCUGAGACUGGUUCUGAUCCAAAAUUGGCAGUCAAAGUUUCUUGUGCGAGCCCAGUCCUACCACCACCAUCUCUGGAGCAAACAGAGGAGGUCGAGGGAACCCCUUGGAAUGGGUGCAAGGAGUUAUCUGAGACCUGGGAUCCUCCACCUCUCUCCUCAACUCCUCUCCCCCUGAAGAGCUGCAGCCAUGUGGAGAGAGCAACAACCAUUUCAGAGCAAGAGCUUCAGCAGCUGGAAAUAGAACUGUUUUUGAACAGCCUUUCACAGCCUUACUCGCUGGAAGAGCAAGAACAAAUGCUUUCGUGUCUCAGCAUUGACAGCCCAUUUGUGUCAGAUGCCAGUGAGAAGAACUCCAUGAAGGCUUCUCAUAGCUUGAGGGACACUAUGAGCUCUGGGAUUCAUUCCUGGAACAGCCAGGCGGAUGGACAGAGCUUCAGUUGGAACAACCUGCUGAACCGCAGUCGGCACACAGACACUCCCAGCUAUUUCAACGGAGUGAAAAUCCAGAUCCAGUUGCUAAGUGGAGAAAAUUUACACAUCAGGGAUUUCCACAGGACAAAGGUGGGAGACAUUGCCACUGGGAUAAGCAGCCAGAUACCAGUCCCUGCUUUCAGUCUGGUUACUAAAGAAGGCCAGCCAGUUCACUACGACAUGGAGGUGCCCGACUCUGGGAUUGAGCUGCAGUGCACCCUUGCCCCGGACUGCAGCGUCAGCUGGACAUGGCGAGUCAAACACGGUCAACUGGAGAACAGGCCGUGAAGCCGUUGCUGUUUUGGCGGUUUUUACCUUGUUGAAAGAAGGAAUUGCAAAAGCUUCCAACCACCCCUGCCAUGGAGCACCAAGUGCAGUUGCUGGUGUUUUGUGCUGAAGUAGGAUAGCGGUUCAGCAGCUCACUGCUCUUGGGCCUCACUUCUGUUGUCUGUUCUGAUCCAGUUCCAAGACAUGUCCUGAGCUUAGAUGUUCCCCAGAACAGUGGGAAUUACUUGUUUUGGGUGUGAGUGUUAGGUUGAGCUUGAGAAUGGUGGGUGGAAAUUCCUGCUUUUCAGAGGAAUGCGAUUGUGCUUUUCAGGAGAAUAGGGGGAUUGUAUGAGAGCUCCGGUUGCUCGGCCUCCAAGGUGAAGCCGGUAGUUGCUGGGCUUGCCCGAAGGAGGAGGAUGGGUAUCUUCAGUGCAGCUGUGGUUGUUUGUGCCGAGGGGAGCUGGCUAACUUCCUUCUAGCUGGAGGAAAAACUUAACGUUUCUGUAGGCUUUGGGUAGCAUCAUCUCUACCUCAAGCCUUUUGCAUGGGGAAAAUCGACAGCAGUAACUAGCUGGGUUCUUGGUUUCACCUCCCACCCUUCCCCGCAGACGCUUCCUUCUUGAAUCAGAAAAGAACUUUGUUCCCAGAAAGAGCUUUGCUUGCAGCUCUCAUCUUCAGGUCUCCUCCCCGACUUAGGAGCUGGUGCUCUCUCUCUGGUGUUGCUGCCAACGUUGUCUGGCAGGUAGGGCAGGAGGAGGGUAUGGUAUUCCUUGGUGGGCAGAGUGGAGGGGUUGUGUUCCUCCAUCCUGUUGCCACCGCUGACUUGGGACUUCACGUGAACUGUCCCGUCCAGGCAGCUCCCCCUGGAGGGGGACGGGACAGCGGCUCAG